Messenger RNA from Hirsutella rhossiliensis, 1452 nucleotides. Its product is annotated as glucanosyltransferase domain-containing protein. The transcript is spliced from 3 exons. Bases 1 to 1452 code for a protein of 483 amino acids. Gene Ontology annotation, biological process: fungal-type cell wall (1->3)-beta-D-glucan biosynthetic process. Gene Ontology annotation, cellular component: cytoplasm; fungal-type cell wall. Lineage: Eukaryota; Fungi; Ascomycota; Sordariomycetes; Hypocreales; Ophiocordycipitaceae. Gene Ontology annotation, molecular function: 1,3-beta-glucanosyltransferase activity. The record is from RefSeq and is a predicted model, not a curated record.
AUGCUUAUUCUACCCGUCCUCGUGGCGCUUGUUGCCACAUUGGUCGGUGCCGUGCCGUCGCUUGAGGUCCAUGGCACCGAUCUUGUCAACCCCAACACUGGCAACAAGUUUCAGAUCGUCGGAAUUGCCUAUCAGCCCGGGGGCAGCGCUGGAUACGACCCCAAAGGCGGCAAGGAUCCCCUCAGCCACGCCGAUGUCUGUCUCCGAGACGCCGCCCUGAUGCAGGUCAUGGGCGUCAACACCAUCCGCGUCUACAAUGUCGACCCCAACGUCAACCACGACGAGUGUGUCAGCAUCUUCAACGCUGCCGGCAUCUACCUCAUCAUUGAUGUCAACUCCCCCCUUGUUGGAGAGGCCAUCACUUCGUUUGAGCCCUGGACGAGCUACUACAUGGGGUAUCUGAACCACACUUUUGCCGUGGUCGAGGCCUUCAGCAACUAUCCCAAUACUCUGCUCUACUUUUCCGGCAACGAGGUCAUUAACAACCUACCCUCGGCCAAGGAAGUGCCACCCUACCUACGCGCCAUCACCCGUGAUCUCAAAAACUACAUCAAGAACAACAUCAAACGCAAGAUUCCCGUUGGUUACUCGGCGGCCGAUGUCCGCGAGGUUCUCUGGGACACGUGGAACUUUAUGCAGUGCGCCGACGACGGCAGCCCGGACGACAUGAGCCGCGCCGACGUCUUUGCUCUGAAUUCGUACAGCUGGUGCGGACCCGACGCCUCGUACGAGAGCUCUACUUUCAACGUCUUGACCGACCGCUUCAAGAAAUCGUCGGUGCCCGUCUUCUUCAGCGAGUACGGCUGCAACAAGCCCACGCCACGUUACUGGAACGAGACCAGGGCCAUCUACGGCGACAUGACAGGCGUCUUCUCGGGCGGCGUAGUCUACGAGUGGACCGAGGAAGAGAAUGGCUACGGCCUGGUCAAGGUCAAGGGCAGCGAGCUCAGCAUCAUGGGCGACUACAACCGACUCAAGUCCCAGCUGUCGAAAAUUGACUGGAAGUCUGUGCAGUCGCAGUCAGCUGCAAGCGACAAGGCAGCACCGCCACCCGAUUGCGAGUCCAGUCUCAUUCUGGAAAAGGGCUUCAAGAGCAACUUUACCCUGCCUGCGGUCCCUCCCGGCGCCCAGACGCUCAUCGACAACGGCAUUCAGCCCAAGCCUAGCGGCAAAAUCGUCAAGGUUUCCGACUACGAUGUGCAGAUGGCGGUCAAGGGGGUGUCGGGCCUCAAGGUCAUCCCCCUCAAGGACGACGAGUUCAACUGGGCCGGCAAGAACGAGGCCGACACUGGCAGCGAUGCGGAUCAGAAGACGGACGGACGGGACCAAAAGACGGGCGGAAAAGAUCAGGGCAGUGCUCAAGGCAGCGAUAAGGAGGAUGCGGCGGUGCUGAUACGGCCACUACUGUGGGCGGCGGCACUGCCAUUGGUUGCCAUGGUGUUUUUUGCUUAG